GCGGGGCCUGUGUGAGGGGGAAAGCCGAGGCCGUGCGAAGCCGGGAGCCGGACGGGGCGGAGUCUGGGGGCGGCGGGGCCGCGCCAGCAGCAUGAGGGCGCGCGAGCGGGAGCUGAAAAUGGAGAGCGACGUUCUAGACGCGCUGGAGGCGUUGGGGUAUGAAGGUCCCCUGUUAGGGGAGGAAGCACUUAGCAAAGCAGUAGAAAAUGGAUUAUCUUCACCAGACUUUUCUGAGCUUUGUGUUUGGUUAAGUUCUGAAAUAAAAUCAGUGUGUGACCUGGAAGAAAGCAUCACUUCAAUAGCUGGUGGGGAAGAUGUAGAGAGCUUCCAGCUUGAGAUUAGUGGUUUUUUAAAAGAAAUGGCUUGCCCAUAUUCAACACUUGUGUCUGGAGACAUUAAGGACAGGUUAAAAAAGAAAGAAGAUUGUCUUAAACUCCUGUUAUUUUUAAGUACAGAACUUCAAGCUUUACAAAUAUUGCACAGCAAGCAACUUAAAAGUUCUCAUUUGGAAAAGAAUAACGAAAUCUAUCAGGAAGUGCAAACUCUCUGUGACUCGCUGGGCCUAUCAAAGUCAUCAUCUUCUGACAUUCCUCUCUUGUUAAGCAAUGUGGAGUCAAAGAUCAAGGACAUUCUUUCAAAAGUAAAAAAUACCCACGUGGGGAAACCACUGCUAACAACACCUUUGAAUCCUGAUCAGAUGGAAAGACUGGAAAAAAUCAAUGAUGCCCUCUGCAAUGAAUAUGAAUGUCGUCGUCGGAUGUUAAUGAAGCGGCUUGAUGUGACCGUGCAAUCCUUUGGAUGGUCUGAUAGAGCAAAGGUUAAAACAGAUGACAUAGCGAGAAUUUAUCAGCCCAAGCGUUACGCACUGUCUCCUAAAACAACCAUUACGUUUGCCCACCUUCUCGCUGCUCGAGAAGACUUAUCAAAGAUCAUAAGGACAAGUAGUGGACCUACACGAGAAAAGACAGCCUGCGCCAUCAAUAAGGUCCUGAUGGGGAGAGUGCCAGACCGUGGAGGCAGACCAACUGAGAUUGAACCACCACCUCCUGAAAUGCCCCCUUGGCAGAAGAGACAAGAAGGUGGUGGGAGGGGUGGUUGGGGGGGAGCAGGUGGUGGUGGGAGGGGUGGUUGGGGGGGAGGAGGUGGCAGAGGAGGAGGAGGUGGUGGCUUCAGUGGUGGUGGUAGAGGUGGUUUCCAAGGACGCGGAGACUAUGGGGGAAGGGGAGGUUACCGUGGUAGAGGUGGCUAUGGAGAUCCAUACGGUGGAAGGGGAGGGGGAGGAGGAGGAGGAUACAGAAGAUACUAACAACAACAUUGUAAAUACUAAUAACUGACAAAACGUGGUUGUGAUUUUACUGGUAGCAGGAGGUGUGUAUAUUAGCAAUGGAUUAGUGUUAUGAUAGGAAAAUUAAUUAUGAUCUCUUUAGUAAUGAAUCACUGCAUUUGAUCCCAGAUAUUAUUGAAUCCUGUUAGUCAACUCAACAUUUAUUUUAUACAGAAAUAUGAUGUCUUAAAGUAGUCCUCGUUUUGCACUGCUCGUGUGUAUUCUUAAACAGUUUAGUUUUUUAAAUAACAGACUUCAGAAAAGUGAAUAGAAACAAUGAAUUUUCCUUUUUUCAAUGUUACUAUUUUAUGUUCAGAUCUCUUUAAUUAUUGCCUGUCAUACCCAGAAUACAGGAAGUGAUUUAGGGGGAAUUUGGCUUUGUAGGCCAUACUUAGUUUUAUAUGCUUUAAAAGGACUGUAGAAUGCUGGAUCCAGCUUCUUGUCUUCUUUCAGUCCUCUGUAUGGGACAAUUGAAAAAAAUGAAACUUCAGAAGUUUAAUCUAAAAUAUUCUAAAAAUUUUAAAACAAAAAAGCUUCAUUGUUUCCAAGUGAUGCUAUUCCAUGAUCAGCAAAACAAGGCUAUGCUGUAUUUAUAUAUAAUGUAUAAAAAUAUUUCAAAGCCAAAAACUUACAUUGUAAAAGCUGAUUUGUGAUGAACCUUAAUAGGUAAAAUGAAAAUGAUCUGCUAGAAGUGGCAUUCUAUGAAACUUGCUUUAAAAUCAGACCCUGUUACCCAUGAUGGAAAAUUUCCCCAACCAUCGCACCUAGUCAGUCGGUCACUUACAUGGUCUUCUGUAGCACAUAAUCCCCAGAAGGCUGAGUAAGAUGGCUGUGCACUGAACUGUCCUGUGAGUGGAGAACCCUUGAAUCCUACGUGAAGGGGGUCAUGAGCAAACAAAGGGCACUAUUUUGAAAAAACUGUUCAUAGAAUUAGGAAAGUUAGCUAACCAUCAGCACGUCCUGGCCUAUUGUAGCUGUCAGCUGACUGUUUCUCUCAGCUGCUGGCGCUACACAACAUCACCACCAUCUCCUCUCCUACAUGUGCUUCUUGUGUAAGAGGAGAGCCUCUGACAGCCUCCUGCUGCAUUAGGGAGAGAAGGAGGUAGGGAGUGAGGAGAGCCGUGUUUCCAGGUAUGUUUAGCUUAGCUCUGUCCUGUCAGAUACUUUUGGUCAGGAUGGGGACAGAAGUUCAAUACAGAACUCUGUUGUCCCCAAGCUGGCUCUGUAGAAGAAGAGCCAGGAGAGAAAGGAAAGGAAGGGAACAGUUUCCCUUUCUCUCACACAGUCCCUAAGGUGAAAUUCUGCCUGUUUGUCCCAAAGUAGUGUUCUGAUGACUUCUGCUACAAGUGACAUCUGAAUAGCACCAAGAGGCUGAGGCUGGAAAAUGUAAGGGCUUGUCUAUAUGCUAUAGUUGCAACAGUUUAAAUAAAGGUGAAAUAUCUUACUGGUUUUUAGUUAAACAGGCACAGCUGUGUGUAGCCACUCUUACAUUGGAUUUGAACUAGCUUAGCAUGCCUGUGACAGGAUUGAUGGGGAGAUGCUAAACAGACAUAAAUCAAGGUUAAACCCAUGUAAGAGUGGCCACACAGUCGUUGCACCGAUUUUAGUUAAAUUAGUACAUCACACCUUUAGUUAUAUCCGUGCACCUUCAGCAUGUAGACCAGACCUAAAACAAUCUAAAAUAAAAGUGAAAUAAAUUUGGUGGUUUUUUUUUUAAAUCUGAAGAGUUAAGAAAGUAAAAACA
This is a messenger RNA of Dermochelys coriacea (leatherback sea turtle), 3068 nucleotides long. It is a transcript of the gene TSLIG3B, whose product is annotated as family with sequence similarity 98 member B. Gene Ontology annotation, cellular component: tRNA-splicing ligase complex. The transcript has 8 exons. Lineage: Eukaryota; Metazoa; Chordata; Testudines; Dermochelyidae. The record is from RefSeq and is a predicted model, not a curated record. Bases 92 to 1306 code for a protein of 404 amino acids.